Pelodiscus sinensis (Chinese soft-shelled turtle) is the source of this 3648-nucleotide messenger RNA. The record is from RefSeq and is a predicted model, not a curated record. NCBI's taxonomy places the organism in Eukaryota, Metazoa, Chordata, Testudines, Trionychidae.
AUUCAGUCUCUCCCUCUACUCACCCAAUUUUUGGGAUUCAAAAACUGAGAUUUAAAUCAUACAUGUUGAGGUUUUUUCCUCAUGUCUUUUGAGCCUAUCAGAUGCAAGAUUUCAAGUUUUGAGGAUUAGAAACUACUUCUUUUUAUAAAAACAGUAAACAAUAGGGAUUUUUUUUCUUCUUAAAUCCCUAGACUCUGGAAUUAUACUACUCCAUAUGCUAACAUAAGCAUGGGUUUUAAGAAAAUCACCAACUACCGCGAGAGUCUACACUGACGUCCUUCACAUAGAUAUCAGAUAUUCACAUCAGUAGGUUUCGGGAUCCCAGACGAGUUCCUGACUUUGAAAAGUUCUGUUCUGAAACAAUUGAUAUAAUUCAACCGGCACUUGUUCUGGUGACAGGUGACUUGACAGAUGCCAAAACAAAGGAUAAAUUGGGCUCUGAGCAGAUUGAAGUGGAGUGGCAAACUUACCAGUUGAUCCUGAAGAGAUCAAGAGUCAUGGAGAAAACCAAAUGGAUAGACAUCAAAGGGAAUCAUGAUUCAUUCAACAUUCCACACUUGGACAGUGUCCAAAAUUACUACAGGAAGUACUCUGCCUGGCAGAAGGAUGGCUCUUUCCAUUAUGUGCACAGGACUCCUUUUGGAAACUAUUCAUUCAUCUGUGUGGAUGCCACCCUCAGUCCAGGCCCAAAGAGACCAUACAAUUUCUUUGGGAUUCUAAAUACGAGUCAAAUGGAAGAGCUGUUGUCCUUGGUCAAAGAAAGUUAUCAUAGUAACCAAACCAUUUGGUUUGGCCAUUAUCCUACUUCAACAAUCAUCUCCCCAUCCCCGGGAGUACGAAAAGUAAUGAGCUCUGCUACAGCCUAUUUGUGUGGUCACCUCCAUACGUUGGGUGGAUUGAUGCCAGCGCUGCAUUGUCGACAUCCUCAGGGUACUCUGGAACUGGAGCUGGGAGACUGGAUGAAUAAUAGAAAGUACCGGAUCCUUGCAUUUGAUCAUGACCUCCUUAGCUUUGCAGAUGUGAACUUUGAGGAAUGGCCAGCUGUUCUCAUCACCAACCCCAAAUCGUUACUUUAUAGCAGCUCUACUCAUGAACCACUAGUGAAAAUUCUUCAUUCCACCCACAUCAGAGUUUUGGUCUUCUCUCCUUCUUUCAUCACCUCUGUAAAUGUCAGUAUUGAUGGAGUUCAUUUGGGGGCUGCUCAUCAUGUGUCUGGUCCUCUCUACGUAGCAAAGUGGAGCCCUCAAAACUACAGUGAAGGGUUACAUUACAUAGAUGUGAUGGUCCAGGAUGCCACUGGGAAGAGCAGGACUCGAGGUCAUACAUUUGCUGUGAAUGAAAACCUCUCCCUCAGAUUUGGCUUCUUGUCAUCUUUCAUUCUCCUUACUGACCACUACAUACUGGCUCGAGUACUCUUUGGGCUGAUUGUUCUGGUUCAGGUCGCCUUGCUUCUUAUUUUCAGGUAUCUUAGAAAGCCAACACUCAAAGGACCUCCAGGAUUAGUAAUGUUGACCUCUUUUUCACUUCAUGUUUUGAGCAAAACAAAUAUCUUCUAUUACUCUCUUUUGAUAUUGAGUUUGUAUACAGCUCUGGGACCCUGGUUUAUUGGUGAGGUGAUAGAUGGCCAGGUGGGCACCUGUUUUUCCUUUGGGUUAAUUGUUGGUGGCCAUUUCCUGCAAGGCAACUUGACAUUCAUGAUUGGAAUUUUACAGAUGGUAUUUUUUAACUUGCCUUUGAUGGCUUACCUGUGCUGGAGCCUGCUGUUACGAUGCCAGGGGCACAGCUUCUGCUCUCAUAUCCGUCAUGUCAGGCACUUCCUGACUCUGCCAAUCCACCUAACCAUGCUGCUCCUUCUGGCCUGGCAGGUCUAUUCCUGCUAUUUCCUGCAACGGACGUAUGGAACUCUGGCUUUUUUCCUCUCCCCAAUGAAGACCUGGCUGGUGGUGCUGACUCUAGUUUUGAUCCGUAAAGCCUGGACACUGAGCUCUUCUGAGCUGAGAACAUACAUAGUGGAAAUGAAAAACUGUCGGAGUUCUUGAUGCUUGGCGAGGGUAUUCAAAGUGCUUCUGAAUUAAACUGUGAACUGCAGAUUAGUAUGGCUGCAUUUCAGUACAGGCCAAGCAAUUAAAUGGUAAGAGCUGAAGCUGUCCCUGAAUUGCUUCAGAACUUUGUGGUAAUGGGGUUUUCUGUGGUACAGAGUGGAUCUCUGUGUCUGACAAAUGGAAUGUUUCCUGAAUAUUGAAUGAAAAAUGUGAUUGAAUGUCAUUAAAGACAGUAUAGACCAUAACAAAUGUCUGCAACAGUGGCCUUCAGACUAGUGUCAUUGUGGUUUGUGCCAGCAACACUUCUUGGUGUUUAUAAUGCUACAAUGUAUAUCAGCAACUCAAACUAAUUGUAUGUGUGUGCAUGUCUAAGUCCUCUAUUAUUCUUGUUCAGACAGCGUGAGAGAGUGUACUGCUUUUUCCUUUUUUCUCCCAAAAGCGAGGCAUAGCUGACUAAUGAGAGAGCUCUGUUGAUUUACUGAUGUUAAAGGGAGGCUUUGUGAUGAUCAGAGUAGGGAGUCAUAGCAGAGGAGGAGGAAGGUAGGAUAUCUUCAUGUAUUAAAGAGCAAAGUGGAGCAGUGGGGUCAAUGAAUAGGGCAUAGGUGUGUAGUGAGGAAACACUGGUUAUGGGACUUGCUGUGUGAUUUGGAGUCAGUUGUUGAACUUCUCUACUCUUCAUUUGCUCCAGCUGGUGGAUAUAAUGCACUUGGAGAUUGAUGGAUAAAAAGUAUGAAGUGUUUUAUAUUUAUAAACUAACCCUUCCUCCUUCCACCACCUCCAGAACUCAGAAAGAGGGAUAGUAUAGGUAUAGGACUAGAUUCAGGAAAUCCCUGAUUGUAAUUGAAGCUCUGACAUUUUGGAUAUGUCUUAACAUUUCUACCAGAGGAUGUAAUUCCCAGCCCAAGAAGCCAUUCUAGUGCUCUGUUAUUGAGCUAGCACACUAAGAAUAGACCAUAGGUGCAAUGAUGUGAGCAGUGGGAGGGGCUGUCCUCUGUUUUUAAGCUCACAUUGAGCUAGCACAGUGUUUCUCCACAGGCUAAGAAUUACAUCCCCAGCUUGAGGUGCAGACAAGCCCUUUCUUUAUGUGUCUGGGCAGUCACUGUGUUCCUUCAUGACAUACUUCCUGUCUUUAGAGAGAGUACUUGCCUCCCUCACGGGGCUGUCGUGAGAUGCAAAAUUUAGAUACCUUGAACAUGAAAUUAUAUAAAUAACUAGCAGUCCUGUGGGCACCUUAGAGACUAAUAUAAAUACAUCUUGAGCUUUUCAUGGGUAAAACCCACUUCAUCAGAUGAGUUGGAGUGGAAAUUACAGAAUCCAGAGUAUAUAUAACAGCAAAAGCAAUUAUUUGUCAAUUGUAGGACCAGUGUUAAUUAUGGUAAUUGAAUCAGUCUGGUUGUGUCCACAUUUACACAUCUAUAGCGAUGAAUGGGAUUGUUAGAGGAUCGCAGGGUCCCCGUCAAUUACCCGACGUCCUCCCCUGACCCUCUAUUUGUUCUCACCCUAAAUAGAUAAAUAGAAAAGAACAUAAACACUGUCAAAUCAAGUGUAAAAAUGUAAUAAGAAAAGCAAAAAAAGAUUUUGAGGAACAGCUAGCCAAAAGCUCAAA